GUGAUUUUGAGGCUCUAAAACAAACGUCAGUGGAAAGUAUUGUACCCUCAUUACGUGAGGUUCUAUAGCUAGCCGCUAGCUACGAUAUGCUAACACAUGCUAAUACCGGUCACCUGUUGCUAUUGGCAACCAGAGCCACGUUCCUGAACUGAUUUAACGGGUUUCCUCGACUAACGUCACAGUUUGAAGUCUCGCGGUAACAAGCCGUGUGUAACUGGUCGCAGACGGAGCCGCUGGAGACAGACGUUCAUGGAAGGUGAUAGAGCUCGAGACGCCAGCAGACGAUCGGACAGAGCUUCCUGAUGAGAUGAGUGAUUUAUAUUUGAUUAUAUGAUUUAUUGUCAGCUUACACAUACUUUCUGCAUCUUUAAGUAGAAUCAGAAGAAGGUGAGGAGCAGCCGGGUCGGAGGGAGUCAAAAUGGCUGUCGAUUAAUAGACUAAUUGUUGCAGCAACAAAGUAAUCAUGGAUACUAAGUCAUCAUGAAGGACUUAAAGGCCAAUGACUACAUUUAAAGAGCUUGUAAAUUAAAUUAAGCUUUAGAAUUCGUUUUAUCUAUAUAGAUAUGUCAAUAGUCAACUGUGGGUGCCGUCAAAUAUGAUUAAAAUACUAUUCAACUCAUAAAUCUUAUCCCACUUAAUAUCAAAUAUUGAAUCUGAUUAAAAAGCAUAUAUAAUUCAGCAUUAAAAACCUCCUAUUCGAAGAUAAAUUCAAAUAUUUAUUUUUCAGAACUACAAUUCCCUGCUUAUUAGAACCACGUUUGUAGUUUUUCCGCUUACGGUCGUAAAAAAAGAAGUAUUUGUCCUCAUUGUCAACACGGUGAUGGUGAGGAAUUCUAGGCGGAAGUACAUCAGAGCUGAGUUUUCUUUUCUCCCUUUUAUUUUGAAAUAAACAUAACGGGGCGGAAAUACAACGUUAGGGUUUGUUCUCCUCCUCCUCUCUGAUUGGUCCUGACGAACCACCGCCAUCGUUUUUUAACAUUUAACCAGGGUCAAGUUUGCAGGAAUAUUACUAAGUUUCCCUGGGAAAUUGUCAAAAUAAAAUAUAUUUUCAAUUAUAUUUAAAUAUUAUAAAAUGUAUCAUACUUUAGUUUGAAGGAUGAUUGAUUUGGACUUAUUCAAAUCAUUUAUAUGUGAUUAGGUUCAACAACCUUUAUCAAUAUGUAGGCAGGCUUACAGUAAAACACAAUAGAAAAUGUAAAUGAUGUUAGAAAUUUUAUUUUAAAAAGUAAUAAUUUGAACAAGUAUUUUAUUCUUUUUUUUUAGAAAAUUCACUUGUUGGCAGUUUCAUAAUUUUGCAUAUUUCUUAUUAUCAAAAUCUCUCUUGUGCCUAUCAACAUCCAUUCUCUAUUACAUGCAAAUAUAUUAUCAUAGUCUUUGUUUUAACUGUCCUGUUGUCCAAAACCCACAAAAACAUUAUCAAUACAUUAUAUUAUUAUUUUACAGACAAAUUAAAUGACAACCAUUUUGAUAAUCUACUAAUCUUUCUCUGCAAUUUUUUGAAAAAUAAAUACUCAAAAGGUUUUAUCGUCAUCACCUUAUUUUACAUUAAUGCAAAAAUAUAUAUGUUCGGUGUCUCACUGCUGAUCGGACUGAACAAGACACAUGAAGAUAUUACCAUAUCAUUUUUCUCCAGGUGUUGACGUUUCAUAGACCUAAAUUUCAUGUACAUUCUUUAUAUUUAUGGUCCAUAUUUUUUUGUGUGCAAAUUUGUAUAUUUUUAGAUUAGGUUUUUUUGUAUAUUGUAUAUUUUAUAAGAUAAGAUGACAUAAGAUAAGCUCAUAUAUACCUUUAUAAGAAAUUUACAAAUAAGUAAUAGUAUGUACAAAAUAUAACAAAAUAAUCACAUUAAAUAAAAAGAUAUAUACAUAUAUAUAUAUAAGGUGUGCUGUGUGAUACCUGCCGCUGUAACACCAGAAUUUCCCAACUUGGGAUCAACAAAGUAUCUUAUCUUAUCUCGUAUCUUGUAUAUCAAUGAAUUAAUUGGAUUAAGCAACAAUGAAAAUGAGUUAGUUGCGCAACAUUAAAAUACUUCAAUCAUAAUUCACACCUGUCGCUUACAUCAAAUUCUAAACAAGCCUUGAUUCUCAAUUAAAACUUGCACUUUUUGAUUCCUGAUUAGACCUCUAUCUUAUUUUAUAUAUUUUUUUUUUUACUGUAUGGGAUAUAAGAUAUGUAAUUUAAUUAUUUGAAAUUCUUUUAUUUUUUGAUUGUUUGAUUUGUCAAAUGUUCUAUUUUUUAUAUUCGCUCAGUCGUUUUGCACUACGAGUGAAAAUAUUGUAUGAGCCUGUUUUGGUUGAUACUCAAUAAAGAUAUGGAAAAAAUAAUAAUAAUACAAAAAACAAGCAUGGAGAAGCAAUGUUUGGAACUUGGGCUUUUAUUUUGAAGGCCAGCAUCGUGUAUCCGGUGUGGACUCGUCGUUCUGUCUACCUGGAUUCAGCUGUUCGUUGACCUCGGUGUCAGGUUACGAGUGCGUCAUCGUCCACAGAGGUGUCAUGCGAGUGUGUGCACAGUCCGCUAGCGAGCGAGCUAACCAGUUAGCCAGCACCCAUGCUAACGUGGCGGAGGCUGCACGCCGCCAGGACGAGGACGACCCCCGGACUGUUCGUCUCCAGACCGGCGACAGAACAGCGAACGGGACCGCGCGGACGUGCACCGUCGUGCCGAAGCCUGAGCACGAGCUCCCCGCGGCGGAAUGACUUCUUCAAGGAGCUGGAGGCGCAGCUGGCGGCCGCGAGGAGGAAGGCGGCGGACGUGCUGCCCGGGAGCCACUGGGAUCUGCUGGAGCGGCGCGAAGCGAAGCUGCCCCCGCAUCAGGCCGACAUCGUGAUCGUGGGUGGCGGGGUGGUGGGCUGGUCCGUCGCCUACUGGCUGAAGCAGAAGGAGCGGGUGCGCGGAGGCGUGAAGGUCGUCGUGGUGGAGAAGGACCCCACGUACUCGCAGGCCUCCACGGUGCUCUCCGCCGGGGGGAUCCGGCAGCAGUUCUCCCUGCCCGAGAACAUCCGCCUGUCGCUGGCCUCCGCCGACUUCAUGAGGAACAUCAACGACCACCUGGGCGUGGCGGACCAAGACCCCGUGGACCUGCAGUUCAACCACUCCGGCUACCUCUUCCUGGCCAGCGAGAGGGCGGCUCACAUCAUGGAGGAGAACUACAGCACCCAGAGGAAUGCCGGAGCCAAAGUUUCUCUUCUCUCUCCCACACAACUCAAGGAGAAGUUUCCGUGGCUGAACACAGACGAUGUGGCGCUUGCUUCGUACGGGCUGGAGAACGAGGGCUGGUUCGACCCCUGGACUCUGCUGAACGCCUUCAGGAGGAAGGCCAUGUCGAUGGGUGUCAUCCAGUCCUGCGGCGAAGUCAUAGAUUUUAAAUACACGAUAAACGCGAUGAAGUCGGCCGACGGUGAAGAUAUGGAAUUCAGGAGGAUACAGUCUGUCAAAGUGCAGAUGCCCAACAGCCUGGAGUACCAGCCGGUGGAAUGUGCCAUUGUGGUGAAUGCAGCCGGAGCCUUUUCUAACAAGCUCGCACAGAUCCUGGGAAUCGGCUCCGGCCCCAAAGGCACCUUCGCUGGAAUUCCUCUGCCUGUGGAGCCUCGGAAAAGGUUUGUGUACGUGUUCCACUGCCCUGACGGUCCGGGUCUGGACACUCCCUUCCUGGUCGAUUACUCUGGAGUUUACUUCAGGAGAGAGGGGUUGGGAGGGAACUACAUCGCCGGGGCGUCGCCAGAGGAGGCGGAGGAGCCCGACACCAACGAUCUAGAGGUGGAUCACCAGUUCUUUGAGGAGAAGAUAUGGCCCCCCCUGGCCCAUCGUGUUCGGGCUUUUGAGAAACUUAAGGUGACCAGCGCGUGGGCGGGUUUCUACGACUACAACACCUUCGACCAGAACGGCAUCAUCGGUAUGCACCCGCUGGUCAACAACAUGUACUUUGCCACCGGCUUCAGCGGCCACGGCCUGCAGCACUCGCCCGCGGUGGGCCGGGCCGUGGCGGAGCUCAUUCUGGACGGGAACUUUAAAACGCUGGACCUGAGCGAGUUAGGCUUCCGACGGAUCCUGGCCCAGGAGCCGAUGUUGGAGAGGAACAUCGUGUAGAGGGUCUGGAACGUACCCUCCUCAACGCUCUGCAGCCAGCGCCCAAUCAUUACAACUUUGGUCUCACUUUCGUAUGUGUGAAUUUUAUUCCUGUCAGAAAGAAUAACAUUGUGCUCUCGAAAUCAGUCGAUGGAGAGCGGUUUCCUAAUGCUGUCCACACCAGACGUGACGCGAGAAACGCAACCCGAGAAUAUUCUGCCGUUCUCUGUCGGACGUGGACGUCGGUGACCUCAACGCAAAAUGUCCUUCGCCACAAAUGUUUUGUUCAAAUAUUUCACUAUCAUCAGCGUACGGAAUGAUUCCAAAAACCCUGAAAAUGAGACGCGAGUUACAUUUUUCUUUUUGUUUAAGUACAUACCUGGUAGAACAUCAAAGCAUUUAAAGACCCCUCCAGUCAAAAAAGUGUUAUUGUUUCUGUUUCUGUCCUUUAAGAUGUCUGACAUUGACUAUCGGGACUUGUAUCAGAGCACAUUUUGUCACUAUUGAGGGAUUUUCACAUCCCUCUCCGUCACAGUCUGAAAUGUCAAAUUGAAACGAAUCCUGUUCAAGCUAGAUUUGGUACGUCACUAAUACGACAAGCGAUCGCCGUCGAGGGCAACUGGGCUCCAGACUGCAAGUCAGCAAAAAAAAAAAAAAUAUUCAAAAAUUUUCUUUGAAUGACAUCAGUGGUGGAAAAUCAAAUAAUGAAGUAAAAGUACUAAUACAAGAAUACAGAGGUACUCCAUUGCAGGUCAAAGUCAUGCAUUCAAACUCCAAAGUGAAAGUACACACGUAUUAUUGGCUACAACUAAAAUAAGCUGUUUAAAUGAAGCAUGUUGAGUGUUACACACUUUGAGUGUCGAACUUUGACAUUUUGGAAAAUGUCAAUUCUCGACGAGAGUUGGAUGAAGAUAAAAACAGCCCGUCUCAUGUUUGUACAAUAAAAUGUGAGGCUACAAUCCAG
Molecule: messenger RNA, 5029 nt
Organism: Scophthalmus maximus (turbot)
Lineage: Eukaryota; Metazoa; Chordata; Actinopteri; Pleuronectiformes; Scophthalmidae
Gene: foxred1
Product: FAD-dependent oxidoreductase domain containing 1
Exons: 13
Coding region: 2548-4086 (512 amino acids)
Cellular component (GO): cytoplasm
Molecular function (GO): oxidoreductase activity
Source: RefSeq, a predicted model, not a curated record